UUACAACAGCCGUGUCUGUGUACGCAGAGCACAUAAUUUUUUUCCCCGUUAAAUAUGGCUAUCACGGUUCAUCUCCAAAAAAUUUAUGAAAAGCUUGAACGCAUUGAAGAGAAGUUCAUAAGAAUUCUUUCUUUCGAGGAGAAAUUGGAGAAGAUUUUAAACAUCACGGAAUUCCUACGUGGAUAUCGUCCAUGUAAGGAUGGAACUGAAGAUACGUGUCAAAAAAAGAGACAAAACUUCAAAACAAAUGGAAAACUGGAUGAAAACCAACAAACUUUUGAGAAGAAGAAAAGAUACAUGCCUGAUUUCCAUGUCAAAGUUUUACAGAAGAACCAUAAAGUGCUUGUAAAUGAAUUGUGUAUUCGAGGGCACGUCAUUGAUGAUCUUAUUGAAAACGAGGCUAUUUAUCAAUCGGAUCAGGAAGCAAUAAUGUCAUGCAGCUCCCAGAAGGAUCAAAUCAGGAGUCUUCUGAUGUGUCUUUCUCAUUACGGCGAAGAUAAUUUUCUAAAGUUCGUAACAGCUCUAGAUUCAGAACGGCCAGAUCUCGCUAAAAAUCUCCAGAGCGAUUAUCAAAGACAAAAAUCUGAACAUCCCGAGGAAAACUUAAUCUGUCUAAGGUGCUGCAUUUACAAUCAAGUGGACAUCAAAGAUGCUGUUGAUGAUCUCUAUACUGAUGGUCUUGUGGAUGAAUCUUUCUUGCAACGAGCGGUUGGGACUCCUUGUCGUCAUGAAAGAAAACAUCUUUGGAACGAGGUCUUCUCAAAAAUGCAAUAUGCUUCAGUUGAAGAUCGAAACAAGUAUUACGAAUCGUUACAAAAUGUUAUUCAAAGGAAAUACAGAAGUCUUUUUUCUGACUUUUCUGAUUUUGUCAUUAACGAACUCACAGUGAAAUGCAUAUGUAAGGAAAAACAGAAUGGUGAACGUAUUUCUUUUGACCAAGACAGUUCGAGAGAAGCAGCGACUUCAUCAAUAGACGUCCAAGCUUCCGGAGGAAUAGAACAAACUCAGUUAAGCAAAUCCCAGCCUACAAAUGCAGUCACGGAAGUUCGUCGACGACCAAAGCUAAGAAAGAGACGAAAUGGGAACGUCAGAGCUAAAAGCAAAACAGCAAAUCUUCUGAUCGCAAAUGUGCUACACCACUGGUAUAAAACCUUCCAGAGCCGACAAAACAAAGAUCAGUCUAGUACAGAAUCAAGUUUUGGGUUAAGUGAGGACGCACGGUACCAAUGUUUUGUUAGGGGACAUGACAGAGAUUUUCAUAAAGCGUAUUUUUGUAAGUGCCGAACAGAUAGCUGCUUUGCGUCCAGUGAAAUGAACUCAACUGAUUUUUCCCAGGACUCGAAAGACGAUAAAUAACCAAAACAUCAAAAUAGCAAAGACAACAUCAAAAUAGCAUAUACGUUAAUACCCCAUCGGAAUAUCGGUACGUCUGUACUCUGACGUUGGACAAUGUACAAUAAGUGAGGCAAGUUAGCAAGUCGAGCAAAAUAUCAAAGAUUUGAUGACAUUUUGAUUUAGAUUCACUUUAAAUGUAUGUAUUCCUUCAGAACAAUAUUAUACAUGUAUGUAAUUCCAUAAAAAUAACAUACAGUAAAUGUAAAACAGAAAAAAAGGCAUUAAAGAAUAUAAUGAAA
Molecule: messenger RNA, 1634 nt
Organism: Saccostrea echinata
Lineage: Eukaryota; Metazoa; Mollusca; Bivalvia; Ostreida; Ostreidae
Exons: 3
Coding region: 55-1356 (433 amino acids)
Biological process (GO): regulation of apoptotic process
Source: RefSeq, a predicted model, not a curated record